Messenger RNA from Acanthopagrus latus (yellowfin seabream), 3298 nucleotides. RefSeq names its product putative gonadotropin-releasing hormone II receptor. Gene Ontology annotation, cellular component: membrane. The record is from RefSeq and is a predicted model, not a curated record. Gene Ontology annotation, biological process: G protein-coupled receptor signaling pathway. The transcript has 4 exons. Gene Ontology annotation, molecular function: gonadotropin-releasing hormone receptor activity; peptide binding. Lineage: Eukaryota; Metazoa; Chordata; Actinopteri; Spariformes; Sparidae. Bases 663 to 1931 code for a protein of 422 amino acids.
CUGCUAUAUGAGUACAAAUACAAGCUGUUCUAACGAGGGAAACAAGAACAUCAGAAAAGGUCAGAAGAAAAGAAAAGAAAAGAAAAGAAAAGAAAAGAAAAGAAAAGAAAAGAAAAGAAAAGAAGACCUAUGAGAUGUGAUAGUUCCGCUCAUUUCUAAGUAUCAUCACAUAAUAUUGCCAGACAAAAUGACUGCAAUUAGUAAGAGCAGGUUUGCUUUGGUCUCGAUGAAAAUGAUGGUAAUAGGGUCUGCUGUGGGGUCUCAUUACAUUUACACUGGCAGGAUUAAAAUUAGAAACUUCGCCGGAGCUCACGGUCCGUUGAACUGACGCUCCUGGGAUGCGGAGAGGAAGCCGCGCCCACAGAGCGCCUGACGCACAGCGGACAGGGAGCUCAACGCGUCUUCAAAACUCCACCGGGGACACAGAAACACAACUGAGAGGCGAGACUGGAGACUCUCCAGACUCACGGACAGAUACUCAGUCUUGAUCUCAUCAUGCAGACUCCAGCAGGGAGAUGGAGCCGCGGCUGGGGACUUCCAUAAAGAGGAUUUCACUUUGUUUUGUCACCAUCUGAUGCGGGAAACACAGCACGACCACCUACACGGACACAGAGCCUCCAUGUAGCUGAACAAAAUGCCGACUCCUCGGUGAGGGUCAGAAGAUGAACGCCUCCUCCUGCUGUGACCCUCCGGUCAGCAUGUAUCAGCAGAGCUCAGGAUUUGACCUCAACGCCAGCUGUGACUGGCCGGCUCCUCACUGUAACUGGACAUCAGCGGACGGAGCGCCGCAGCUGCCUACCUUUUCCACAGCAGCCAAAGUGAGAGUGAUCAUCACCUUCAUCCUGUGUGGCAUCUCCACUUUCUGCAAUUUGGCUGUGCUGUGGGCAGCCAAUGGCCACAAGCGUAAAUCCCACGUCCGUGUGCUGAUAAUCAACCUGACUGCAGCUGAUCUCUUGGUGACCUUCAUUGUGAUGCCCGUGGACGCAGUGUGGAACAUCACAGUUCAGUGGCUGGCCGGCGACCUGGCCUGCAGGUUCCUGAUGUUCCUCAAGCUACAGGCCAUGUACUCGUGUGCCUUUGUCACGGUGGUCAUCAGUUUGGACAGACAGUCGGCUAUCCUGGACCCUCUGGCCAUCAGCAUGGCUCGCAGAAGGAACAGGGUUAUGCUGACGGUGGCCUGGACCAUGAGCAUCUUGUUCUCAGUCCCUCAGAUGUUCAUUUUCCAUAAUGUGACCAUCACGUAUCCAGCGAACUUCACUCAGUGCACCACUAGGGGGAGUUUUGUCACUCACUGGCAGGAAACAGCGUACAACAUGUUCACCUUCUCCUGCCUCUUCCUGCUGCCGCUGGUUAUAAUGAUUAUCUGCUACACCAGGAUCUUCAUUCAGAUCUCCAAACGGAUGACAAAAAAGAACUUGUCCUCAAAUGAGCCACAUCUCCGUUGCUCAAAGAACAACAUCCCCAAAGCCAGAAUGAGAACUCUGAAAAUGAGCAUCGUCAUAGUGAUCUGCUUCAUAGUCUGCUGGACUCCGUACUACCUGCUGGGUUUGUGGUACUGGUUCUUCCCAGACGACCUGGAGGGUAAAGUCUCUCACUCCCUCACCCACAUCCUGUUCAUCUUUGGACUUUUCAACGCCUGCUUGGAUCCCAUCAUCUACGGCCUGUUCACCAUUCGCUUCCGUAAGGGUCGAAGGAACUGCUACCAGAAAGCCACAGUGAUGUCAGACCAGGAAACUAACAGCACAGUGAUAACAGCGUCUUUGAAAUGUACUGUCACUGCUUUGCCCUCUAAAAGAGGGAUGACCACUGGUGAAAAGGACAACAACUGUGGUCAGGCUGAGCCAAAAUCCUCUGACAGCAGGUGUAUGACUGUGUUCAGUCGAGGAGAAGGAAGACAGACUUUCCAUUUCAACGCUGAGAGCACAAUAUGAUAUAUGAAAACAGAGCAGAAACUGGAAGUUAAAGCAGUCGACUGGUGAAGCCAUCUCACCUUUGUUCAGUGUCAUCUGUAUACUGGACCAGUUUGUUUCACAAUCACGCCAAAUGUGCAUGCACUGAGAGAAAACGAUAAGGAAAACAGAAAAUAUUCAUCAGCUAGCUGUGUAAAUGUGUGUGUAGUGCUUGAGGCUGUUCGUCUUAUUUAAGGGUUAUGUAACAGUGUUCUGAACACGGUAAACAUGUUUGGAGCUGUUUAAUGGUUUCUGUGUUGUGUAACUGGUUCCCAAGUCCACCAUACACAACAUACAGUAACCAGCGUCUGGAAAAAGCUUCAGGACUGAGUGAAAUGUGGAUUGUUAGGUUACACAACAGUACUUGACCACACUGCCAACAGGUCUAUUAGAGAAACUCAAAUGACUGUUACUAUCUUUUCAUCUUUUCAUCUAUUUGCAACAAAUGAAAGGCUGAAGAACCACACAUCCAAGCAAUCAUGUAUGAAAUGCACUUGUGGUAAAAAAAAAAAAAAAAAAAAAAAGAUCAGAACAGAAUAAUGUAGAGAAUUCAGUAUCAGUGCACAAACUUCAUCAUGAAAUUAUCAGUGUUGUUCUACGGAUCCAGAUUAAAUCUAAUCCUGAGUCACUCCAGCUUUUUAUAUGUGAUCUGCUACUUGUCAUUGUUGGGAAAGGACAAAUGUUAUUUAUGGCAUUAAAGGAGCAAUUUGUAAUAUAAGGCUACAUACUUUUCCAAACUGCUGCCCCGCCAGUGGCUCGUUCACCAAACAAUUCCAACACAGCAAAGCAGAUAGCCUCAGUGUACAGCGUGUCACGUCAUACAUCGUCACAAAGCUCCAAUCAUUGUGAUUCAGUUCUGGUAAACCAUUCCAAGAUCAAACCACGUCAGCAAGCUUCAAUCAACAGACAAACCAACAAGCUAACAAACUCCCAUGUAUUCUGUACGUUUUGCCAGCUCAACAAUAAAGUGUGUGGGUGUUUCAGUUGUGCAUCAAACUCCAACAAAAAACAUAUUCUCUUAUCCCCAAAUGUCCGAUAGAUCCAAGUACUAAACACAGUGUUCGAUGAUUAAAUGGUCACAAAUUUGCAAUCUCACUACAACAGCCCAACCCGUGUAGACAGUGACCCAUUCUCUCUUUGUCCUCUCCUCUGAAACACUUACAUGCCAGUUUCUGGAUGAUUGAUGCAUCACAUAGCCAAUGAGAUCUCAAAUCCAGUUUUUUUAAAGGCAAAAAAUUAGAAAUUGUGCAGGUUCAUGUAGUUUUAUGUGCUUUGCUCUUUCUAUAGGCUGUUUUUUUUCCAACUAAACAUUUGUUUCUGACUAUUUUCUAUGCAUUAAGUUAGUGUAA